UUUAACCUGAAACUCUAUCUGGUCUUGGUGCAGACUGUUGUCCUCAAGGUUGGUAUGUCCUGUGAAGGCUGUGUUGGGGCUGUGAAAAGGGUUCUGGGCAAAAUGGAAGGUGUAGAAUCAUAUGAUAUUGAUUUGAAGGAGCAGAAGGUGACAGUGAAAGGCAAUGUGCAGCCUGAGUCAGUUCUGCAGACCGUUUCAAAAACCGGGAAAAAGACUACCUUGAGUUGCUGCUGCUCAUUCGCUUUGUGGAAGUAGUUGAUUAUAGUUGUUGAAC
Quercus lobata is the source of this 274-nucleotide messenger RNA. Its product is annotated as copper transport protein ATX1-like. The transcript has 2 exons. The record is from RefSeq and is a predicted model, not a curated record. NCBI's taxonomy places the organism in Eukaryota, Viridiplantae, Streptophyta, Magnoliopsida, Fagales, Fagaceae. Bases 55 to 255 code for a protein of 66 amino acids. Gene Ontology annotation, molecular function: metal ion binding.